UAUGGAAAAUCCCGCCUGGCCAAGGUUGCGAUUUACGAUUUAAAGUGGCAGUGCGGAGGACGAAUCGGCGGCGCGCGAACCUUUCUGGAACGCCGGGGACUGAGCGAAGAUUUAAGGCGCGGAGGAGGAUCGGAGACUCCCUUGGAGGAUUGGAGGACGAUCGGAUGGGAUCGAGGCCUGCGGAGAGAGGAUUGGGCGAUCCGUGCGAGCGAGGAUUGGAAAGAAAAGGAGAGAUAAAGAUUGGCGAAGGGAAGAAGUUUCUCCUGUUCUCUCGGAAGCAGCCGGGGAGGCGGACCCCACGAAAUGGCGGCGGAUAGCGAACGAAUGAAAAUACUGACUGCAUGCACAGCAGCUGAAACCUUCACGAAGCUCUAUUAUGACUCCUUAGACAAGAUGCGACACAGAUUGGGGAAGUUGUACCUGGAAGAUGCCCAGUUAGUGUGGAAUGGGAAUUCAGUGAAAGGAAAUACCAGGAUACAGAAGUUCUUUGAGGACUUGCCUACCAGUGUCCAUAACAUUUUGUGUGUAGAUGCUCAGCCUAUUAGUGACAAAGCAGUAGGCCAGCAGUCAACCAUUCAAGUCACCACUUCAGGCUUUGUAACCUUUGGUGAAAGGAAAUAUCCCUUCCAUCAGUCAUUUCUAAUAACUGCUAAAGAGGAUAAAUGGAAAGUUGUUUCUGAUGUAUUCAGAUUUCAGGCUGUAGUGUCAUAGGCUAGACUUUUUUUGUGUGUGAAUGUGUUUUUUUUAUACACCUUUUUUAUACAUUAUAUAUGUGGAACAUUACACUAGGAAAAAUAUUUUUUGGUAAAUAAAGCCAAGAAUUAUU
Messenger RNA from Penaeus chinensis, 826 nucleotides. It is a transcript of the gene Nxt1, whose product is annotated as NTF2-related export protein-like. Bases 304 to 711 code for a protein of 135 amino acids. Gene Ontology annotation, biological process: protein import into nucleus. The record is from RefSeq and is a predicted model, not a curated record. Gene Ontology annotation, cellular component: nuclear pore central transport channel. The transcript has 4 exons. NCBI's taxonomy places the organism in Eukaryota, Metazoa, Arthropoda, Malacostraca, Decapoda, Penaeidae.